Molecule: messenger RNA, 3909 nt
Organism: Nilaparvata lugens (brown planthopper)
Lineage: Eukaryota; Metazoa; Arthropoda; Insecta; Hemiptera; Delphacidae
Product: G-protein coupled receptor Mth2
Exons: 8
Coding region: 250-1548 (432 amino acids)
Biological process (GO): G protein-coupled receptor signaling pathway; cell surface receptor signaling pathway
Cellular component (GO): membrane
Molecular function (GO): G protein-coupled receptor activity
Source: RefSeq, a predicted model, not a curated record
CAUUUACAAUCAGCUGGUCGCAAGGGGUGCAUGGUGGAUGGACGAGGGGGAGGGGGAAUUUAAAUGCAACGAGAGGGGGCAGAGGAGAUUCACCAGUCUCUGCCGGAGUGCCGGCCAGUCUUGUGCAGAACGUUGGAUCGUUCGGUUAAAAACAGGUUCCACUCCUGGUGUUUCUUUUCAGUUCUCGUUACUUUAUUUGAAUUUUUGUAGUUUGUGAAACCAUCAGACAGCAGGCACAGAACACACAGGAUGGGUGUGAAAGGUUUCUUCAUUACAGCAAUAUUAAUCAUCGGUAUGUCGCCGUCACACAGUAAGGGUGAGGGGCAGGGGGUGGCAGAGGAGUUUGACUGCUGCAACAACAACAUCUCGUGGUUCAACUGGCCGAACUUCGCGUGCGACCCGCGUCACAACCGCACCCUCAGCUGCACCUCACAGGAGGUCUGGUUCCUGUCGCCCACCAUCGACCCAGACGACACCCUCAACCAGCUGCCCAGCGGCGACAUCAUCAUCGGACGGUGGUUCCCGCUCGCCUCUCACGAAUUUUGCCUGGGCACGACCAACACGACAGGCAAGGUGGGCCCUGCUGUGAUCACCUGCCUGCCCGACUACCUGAAGGAGGAGGACAACAACAUAGCAUUGCUGGCGUUCUGCCUGAUCGUGUCGAGCUGCUUCGCGCUGCUCACUCUGGUCGUCUACUGCAUCCUGCCGCAGCUGCGCGACCUGCAGGGCAAGUGCAUCAUGUGCAUGUUGGCCAGCAUCAGCAUCGGCUACCCCACGCUCGGCUUCAUGCAGCUCUACACCACCGAGCUCGGCGACAGUGCCUGUGUCCUUUCCGCACUGACGAUAUUCUUCUGGUUGUUAGCAACAUUCACAUGGCUGAACAUUUCAUGCUUCAACAUUUGGCAGUCUGCUGUGUUGGUGAACAGAAAAUUGAGCGACCAAACACUAUUCUUCUACUACUCAUUAUUUGGAUGGGGUGUGCCAUUAUUAUUCCUACUAGCAGUUAUUGGCUUCGAGUAUGUCUUUGAUGCCGACAUUAAACCACAAAUUGGAUUGACCAAGUGCUGGUUCCACCGUGAUUACGAGCUAUGGGUUUUCUUCUAUGGGCCGAUAUCUAUACUACUCGUUGCCAACCUAUUCUAUUUCAUUUCUACAAUGUUCCAUCUUUGGAGAGCAAACAAGGCUGAGCCAGCAAUGUCUGAUUCCAAACUGAAGAAGAUGAAAUACAAAUGUAUGCUGUACGUGAGACUGUUCUUGACAAUGGGCGUCACAUUCACAUUCGAAGUCAUCUCAUUCCUUUUCGAGCGGCAUGUCACUAAUUCAUGGAAAACAUGGUGGACCAUAAUGGACAUAAUCAACUCGCUGCAGGGCAUGAUCCUGUUCAUAGUGCUGGUGGCGACCCGCAAGAAGGUGCUGCGAGGUCUGUCGACAGUGCGCGUCUGCGGCAGACGCAUAUUCUGCGCGCGCACCGAAUGGGACAACUUUGAAGACGAGGAGAGCGACAACGAGCAACAAGACAACAUACAGAUGGGCAACGACAGAACAUGAGCCAACCACUUUCAAAAGCACACACUCUACAUCAAUAGCUAUUAACGGAGUAUGAAUAAUAAAUGAUCAUAUGAGUAAGAAAGGGAAUAACCAUUAGAUAAAUAUAGAAUGGAAUACAGGUUGGACAAUACACAGGUUGAAGAAGAGAAACGAAAUUGAACAAAGUACUGACUGAAGGGCAAUAACUAUCUAUGGAGUAUAAAUAACCAUAUCAGUUGAAGAGGAAGGAAGAUAAUUAAUUAUUACAUAAGUAUAGAAAUAAAUACACCAACACACGUUCGAAGAAGACAACAUAAGAUUUCUGUUAUUUUUAAUUUCUCUUAAAGAUACUGACUGAAGAUCAAUAGCUAUUUACGGAGUAUGAAAAUGGAUUCUUGAGAAAAAAAAUGGAAACUAUAUGAUCAAGCAACACGUGUUACUACUCAAACUACACUCAAGAUACUGACUAAAGACCAAUUGCUAUUAAAUGGUACCUAUGAAUAAAGAGUAUAUUAUUGUUAAAGAAUAUAUUAGUAGAAAAGUGAACUCCAUAAAAUUAUUACAAUAUAUAAUGCUUAAAGUAUACAUUACACAAAUGAAGAAGAUAACCUAUGAAAUCAUGACAUGAGGAUAAAAGAUACUGAAGACCAGUCUUCAUUCUGAGUACUAUAUGAAUAAUCACAUUGGUAUAAAAGGGAAUAAAUGUAAUCAUUAGAAAAGUGAACAGAUACUGACUGAAAAAACCAUUCAUAGAAUAUAAAUUGUUAAAUGAGGUGUAAUAGAGAUAAUAAUCAAACAUUAUAUUUAUGAAUAUGGCGGAGAAAAUCUACCAAGAUUGCGACUACCACUUUUGUUAUUGAGGCAAUAGAAUGAAAAAACAAUGAAAAGUUCUCCAGGACUGAACCCUUGAUACGUAAGUUUUAUGUUGUAAAUCAAGAAUUGAGAUGCACAAUUAUCACAUGAGUAUAAGGAGGGAAUGAGUAUAUACUGGGAGGAGUAUUCAAGAGUUAACCACCACCUGACUUGUCAUUGAUACUUGUGUAAAUAAGUAAUUUAUGAUUAAGUAUAUUAAAAAUGAAUCAACAUAUCUGAUAUGUUGUUAUUAUUCAAAGACGAAUCUCUUAUAUUUUAGAAGAAUUUAAAAUUAACAAUAUAGAGUAUAGUAUAGUUUCAAGGAUUAAUUUCUAUCAAUAGAAAUAUUUUAGUACGGUAUCAACACUUUACACUAUUCUUUCAAUAAGUAUUUUAUUUUUAUUUUAUAGAUAUGUGAUACAGCAUAGUUAUCAAUCAUGUGAAUUCAUUUGGUUUGAACUAAAAUAAUGAUUGAAUUACAAUAUCACAAGUAACUAUAUUAUAACGUGACUUAUUGAAUUUAUUAGUGUGAGUGAAUCAUAAUUGCUUUUAAAAUGAGUUUUUGGACUUGGCAUAGAAAAAGGAAAUGAAUUUGGUGGGGACUGCACUGAAUGUAAACAUCCAAGAUAAUAAACCGAUGAAGAUUAAAUAUGGAUUGUAAAUAAAUUGAAAUGAGUAACGAUACAAAAUUUUUAUGAUGAGGCAUGAGAUGCGAUUCAUGACAAACAUGAAUUUAAAAAUAAUAAAAAAGGAUAAAAAUAAUUGAAAAGCCGAAGAAAUUCAUUAAAGAUUGAGGGAAUUGUAUAUAGUUUAAGAUAAGUAGAGAAUGAGUUAUUAUUCAUGAUAUUAGUUUUUACGAAUACUUCAUGUAAAUAUUAUAUAAGAAUAUAUCAAAAUUUGAUAUGAAACCUACAAUAAAUGAAUACUCAAAGAAAAUUAUUAUUUUUAGUUUAAGAUAAUGUUGUAUUGAAGCUUUGUUGAAUUACAUUUCAUGGACUUAGCAGCUUAUAGAUUGGCGGCAGUUGAUUUAAAUAUUUUAAAGAAUUUUGGGUAAUGUUAGUUCAAUAUAGCAGAUUGUAAAAAAAAUGUAAAUAUGACAGUGUGCUGAUUGCGAUUUGUUUUAAAUAUUGUACUUAGAAUUUUCAUGUACUUAGCUUAAGGAAAAUAGCAUUCUUCAAAGAGUGGUGAAGAAUUAAUUGUCAAUGGAUUUGUACAAGUUUGAAUAAGGAUCAACCUUUGAAUUUAUUUUGACUCUUCACCAAUUAACCUUAAAUAUCCUAAUAACAUAACAUUUUACAAUUUUACUGAGAUAUACAUUUUCAUUAAUGCUGUAUCUAGAAUAGAAAAUUUAACUGGAAUAUAAUUGGAGAAACAUGUUAUUUCAAUAAUUGAUAUUAAUGAUAUCUUGUUAUUAUUUAAUAAUCGUAGUUAUAAGUUGUAAAGUAUGUCAUAUGUGAUAGUAUUUUAUCACUGUUAGAAAUUAAUUUUGACAACUUGGCAAAUUUAUAAAUAAAAAUUUAUUUUCAUUGC